Messenger RNA from Glycine soja, 2284 nucleotides. Its product is annotated as RNA polymerase sigma factor sigF, chloroplastic-like. Bases 198 to 1862 code for a protein of 554 amino acids. The record is from RefSeq and is a predicted model, not a curated record. Gene Ontology annotation, molecular function: DNA-binding transcription factor activity. The transcript has 9 exons. Lineage: Eukaryota; Viridiplantae; Streptophyta; Magnoliopsida; Fabales; Fabaceae. Gene Ontology annotation, biological process: DNA-templated transcription initiation; regulation of DNA-templated transcription.
AUUGCCCCAAACCGAAAAACUUGAGGUGUGGAAUAUUAGGGUAAUGCAACAGAACUAGAGAAGGAAAGAAAAGAAAUCCUUCACUCUCCGAUAUUUUUAAUGUCUACAUUAUCUUUUGGAAACGCAAUUCCUCCUUAGAAACUGGAAAUUGGACACGUAGUCCUACACACACAGAACAUAACACUGCUUCUAAUACCAUGUUUUCUUCGUCUCCACCGUUUCCUUCUUCUUCUUCGCCUUCAGUUACGAUGCUUCAUGAACAAGCUGCUCCUGCAGUUGCAUCCUGGUCUUCUAGUUCUGCAGCUCAGCAUUUUCCUACCUCAGUUCUUUUACAAGAGCAGCGUGAUGAGUAUAAGCCCUUACUGCACGUGCAUAAUAAGGAGACAACACUAAAUACAAGGCAGAUGGAUAUGACCUCAGUUCAUGAAAAAGGUAACAUGAGCAAUGGUGAUCAGUUAGUGCAUGACUUUGUGCAGCAGUUGCAUCUCCGGUCUCAUUUACAGAACUUAUUGACUUGUUCUCCGACAAGGGGAAUUGCUGCUUCUUCGAUUCUGCAACCUGUUGAUAUUGAUUCUGAGUGGCCUGCAGAUGGUCUGCCAGGGAAUGCCAUUUCUCUUGCACAGCAAGCUUUGUCUGCCUCAAAGCAAGCAGUUUCAACAACUGGAGAGAUGAAAUUGAUUGAAAUCGAUGAUGAUGAUCCACUUCCUUUUGGUCUGGCCUCCACAAGUUUGGCUAACUCUUCACUAAAAAAGAAUAAAGUUGUGAGGUCGACACGGAUUAUAGAAAGAAGGUCUAAACAGAGAAAAUCAUCGAAGUCAAAAAUUAUUGACGAAGAAAGUUACCUUGAAAGAAAGUCUGAUGUACAGAGAAGGUUACGUUUAGAGAAGAAGUUAAAAGAAGGGUAUGAUCAAAAUGACCCCCUGCGCUUGUUCCUGUCGGGUCCUGAAUCAAGGCAACUUUUGACCCGUGAAGAAGAGUCACUAUUGAUUACUCAGUUACAGGAUUUAUCAAGAUUCGAAGAAGUAAAGAUCAGGCUUCAAUCUCAGUUAAGGCGGGAACCAACUUUGGCUGAAUGGGCUGAUGCUGUGGGCCUUAGUUGUUAUACCCUGCAGACACAGCUUCAUUGUGCUAACAGAAGCAAAGAAAAGCUGUUUCAUGCCAAUUUACGCAUGGUAGUUCACAUUGCUAAACAUUAUCAGGGACGUGGUCUCAGCCUUCAGGACUUAUUUCAGGAGGGAAGUACUGGUCUUAUGAAGAGCAUCCAAAAGUUUAAACCUGAAGCUGGUUGCCGGUUUGGUACUUAUGCAUACUGGUGGAUAAGGCAUGCAAUAAGGAAGGCUAUAUUUCUACAUUCCAGGACAAUCCGUUUGCCGGAGAAUUUAUAUACCCUUUUGGGCAAGCUCAUAGAAGCAAAGAAAUCAUACAUUCAGGAAGGAAAUCUUCACCCCACCAAAGAAGAAUUAGCAAGAAGGGUAGGAAUUACAGUAGAAAAGUUGGACAAUUUGCUAUUUGCUUCAAGAAAUCCAAUUUCGAUGCAGCAAACUUUGUGGGUGGACCAAGAUACAACUUUCCAGGAGAUUACUGCAGACUCAGCAAUUGAGAUCCCAGGUGUGACUGUCUCAAAACAGCUAAUGAGGAGGCACGUGCACAACCUCCUAAAUAUCUUAAGCCCAAAAGAAAAGGGCAUAAUCAGGCUAAGAUUUGGUAUUGAGGAUGGCAAGGAGAAAACAUUGUCAGAUAUUGGCAAGGUGUUUGGUUUGACCAAGGAGAGAGUCCGACAGUUGGAGUGCCGAGCAUUGUCGAAGCUCAAGCAGUGUCUCGAAAGUCAAGGACUUGAUGCAUACAUAGACUUGCUUGUAUAGAUGAGUAGACACCAAGAAGUUCGUCUUACUUGGCUGUGACUUUUUUUCUAGCCAAGUGCAAAAGCGACCAAGCUUUUGAUGAGAAAGCUGACACUCAGCCGUGGUAAUUGAGGAUGAACCGGGGUAGCUAUUUGGGGAUAAGAAAAUUCAAUAACCAAAAACGCUUAUUUAUAAGAUUUGUCCAGCACCUGGCAUGUGUUGUUGCUGGGUGCUGGACAGUAGAAAACCAUUUUUUUUUCAUUUCUUUUUUUUAAAAGCUUCCAUUGAUUUUUUUUUUUAAAUCCGUGCUGAUAGCACGGGCCACACCUAGUUUGUAAAAAUUGAGAAGCCAAAUUAUCAAAAACCAUAUUUUGAUUUAAACUGCUGUAAUAUGUUGAUUUAUUUGCUUACAAACAAAGAGGCAUCUAUCUGUUGCAGUCAAA